This is a messenger RNA of Mauremys reevesii (Reeves's turtle), 1847 nucleotides long. RefSeq names its product cilia and flagella associated protein 157 (gene CFAP157). NCBI's taxonomy places the organism in Eukaryota, Metazoa, Chordata, Testudines, Geoemydidae. Gene Ontology annotation, biological process: sperm axoneme assembly. The record is from RefSeq and is a predicted model, not a curated record. Bases 16 to 1671 code for a protein of 551 amino acids. Gene Ontology annotation, cellular component: ciliary basal body; cilium. Gene Ontology annotation, molecular function: microtubule binding. The transcript is spliced from 9 exons.
GCUCCCGCCACGGCCAUGGCCCCCAGGAAGAAGGGCGCCGGCGGCGGCAAGAAGGAAGACGCGGCCAAGGAGGCGAGGCCGGACGGGAAGGCGGAGCAGCCCCUGGCCGAGCACAGCCGCGAGUUCUACCUGCUGCAGAUCCGGGACCUGGAGAAGCGCCUGGCCCGGUACCAGCGGAAAUGGGACGAGCUGCAGGUGAACGAGACCCUCUUCAGGGUGGAGUACGAUCAGAUGGCCAAUGACAACAAGGAGAUCGUGGCCUUUCUCAAGAAGACCUUGAACCAGCGGGUUGAUGAGAUCGCUGACCUCAAUGACCAGCUGGUCAGCCUGCAGCAGGCCAAAGAAUCCGAGAAGGACGCCUUCGAGGCCCAGCUGGCCCAGGUUCGACACGAGUUUCAGGAGACCAAGGACCAGCUCACUUCGGAGAACAUGCUGCUAAGUGGGAAGCUGGCUGCGCUGGAGGAGUUCAGGAUCCAGAAGGAUGAUCUCAUGGGCAAGUUUGCAGCCCUAGAGGAGCAGCUGAAGAAACAAGAGGAAGAUCACAAGGAAUAUAUCUAUAACCUGGAGAGGAAAGCUGUGCUGGACAAAGACAGGCUGAAGAAGGAGAUGAUGCAGCGUGUUAACGUGGUGGCAGCUGAGUUCCGCAAGGUCUCCAACAGCCAGAUGGCCGAGACCACCAAGCGCACCAUCCGUGAGAACGUCGCCAUCAACGUCCAGCUGGCCAAGAUGUCCGACCGCAGCUACGACCUCAUCCAGGAGAACGACAUGCUGAAGGAGGCCCAGGCCGAGAUGCAGAAGCAGCUGGAGAUGUUGGAGCACAAUGAGAAGCAGAUGGCCAAGAACAGCCUCAGCAACCAGAAGAUGAUUUGGAUGCUCACCAAUAAGUGCAAGGAGCAGCAGGUGCUGGUGGAUGAGUACAAGCAGCAGAAGGAAGCCAUGCAGCAGCUGAAGGAGGCCCAUGAGAUGCUGCAGAAGGAGAACCAGGCACUAAGACAAGAGCUGAAGGAGCUGAAGGAGGAGGUGAGGAGGAAGAUGGUCGCAGGGCAGAGUCAGGCCAAGCUCCUAGAGGAAGAGCAGAAGCUCAGGAAGAAUGCAGAGAGGAUCCUGAACCAGGCUGUCCAAGCCCUUAAGGAUCUGCUGCAGGGAGCAGGAGCUGCAGUGCCGUUUCCCCUCCCCUCGGUUCACCUCCCCCGACUCGUCGCCCCACAGGAGAGGCCGUCUGACGAGGAGGAUGGUGACUUUGACGUGACGUUCCAGCUGCGCCACCAGGAGAUGCUGCGGAGCCUGCUGGGGCUGCUGAUGCGGGCGACCACGGCUGGGCCUGCGCCUCGGGAGCAGGUGUUUGGGCCCCAGAAAACGGCCAACCGGGAGCCUGGACUGGAGUCCACAGCAGAGAGCCAGCUGCACUCACCCCCGAGCCUCAAGACCUCUCCCGUCAUCUCGCACCACUUGCUAGUACAGCGGGGGCAGGGGGCACAGCUCUUCCACAGCAUGAGCAAGACGGGUCUGCUGUCCAAGACCACCCGCAUCGGGACCGUCCGCACCUACACCAGGGCCACGGAGCCACUGACGACUUCCUGGUCGGAGGAGAAACGGGUGAAGCAGCAGCCGAUUCUGCCCCUGCCAGAGAUAGCGGCCAGAUGCUCCUUGCAGGGCCUGCUGACCAAAUAGGGAAACGCUGGGAGGGAGGGAGCACGUCUUUCUGCCAGCCGAUUGCUCCCUCCCCUGCCGCCAGCACCUGCGCAGAGGAGAGGGACUGAAUGUAGAUGGCAAAGCGCGUGCAGACUGGGCACCUGGGUUUAUUGUACAGUCUAUGCAAAACCGCCCUAUAAAACCUGUGGAGUUAC